Messenger RNA from Juglans regia (Persian walnut), 823 nucleotides. RefSeq names its product histone H1-like. Bases 116 to 622 code for a protein of 168 amino acids. Gene Ontology annotation, cellular component: nucleus; nucleosome. Lineage: Eukaryota; Viridiplantae; Streptophyta; Magnoliopsida; Fagales; Juglandaceae. The transcript is spliced from 2 exons. Gene Ontology annotation, biological process: nucleosome assembly; chromosome condensation; negative regulation of DNA recombination. The record is from RefSeq and is a predicted model, not a curated record. Gene Ontology annotation, molecular function: double-stranded DNA binding; structural constituent of chromatin; nucleosomal DNA binding.
UAUCAUUACCAUUUACCACCCUCCAUAUUCAAACUCCCUCUCUUUUAAACUCACAAACGCACUCAAAACACCGACACACACACACAGCAAGUCACCAGAAGAUACUUUCAGAAAAAUGGCGAAAGCAACGGUUGCUGUUGGAAAUAAGGACAAAACCCUUCAUCCCCCUUACUUUGAGAUGAUAAGCGAGGCCAUACUGACUCUGAAGGACCGGACAGGCUCGAGCCAGCAAGCAAUAGCGAAGUUCGCAGAGGAGAAGUACAAGAAAGUGUUGCCACCCAAUUUCAAGAAAGUCCUCUCUGUUCAGUUAAAGAGGUUUGUCAAGUCUGAGAGGCUUGUGAAAAUCAAGAACUCCUUCAAGGUCUCCUCCACCGAGAAGGUCAAGUUGGCAGUCAAAGAGAAAGAGACCCACAAAAAGAAGGAUAACAGCACCAAGACCAGGAAGGCCGUAACCCCCAAGAAGAUUGCAGAGAAGAAGGGUGUGAAGACCAAGAGGCUCAGUCAGGUUAAGACCCCGGAGAAGAACCCUAAGAAGAUUAAGAAGAAGAGCUUGACGCCGAUAAAGAGGAAGGCUCCAAAGCCACAGGGUUCCUCGAGGCCGGCCAAAAAGUCUAGGAACUAGGAAAUGUACUGCACUGGUUAUCUCCAUUAAUUAACUGUAUUCGUAGCUGUGGUAUUAAUUAUGGUAAAAUAUGUUACUUUUUAAUUUUGCCGCAUCUUGCGUGGAUAAUGUGGUACUGCAAAGAAUGCUUGUUGAUAUGGUUGCCUUGUCUAUUUCCAGUUUUUUAUUUUAUGUUUUGGAUAAACUUGUUCUUCUUCUUAA